AUGUCCUUCGGCUUCAGACUCGAGACAGUGGCGUUGGCGUUACAGACCACGACGCUCCUAUGGCUCUGGUGGCGACAGCAGCAACCGCUGCAACCUCCUCGAGCGACAGACCAGCGGAAGAAAAUUCAGCAACUGGAGAGUGAGGUGAUCAAGAAAGAGAGAGCUCGAGUCGAUGAACGACGAGGUCGCGUGGCUGCUGAGAAGGAGCUGCGACGUGUGAUGGAGGAGAAACUGGACACUAGCAAGGGGUGUUUCGUACAGCCUGUGGGGACGGUGCACUCUUGCUUCAAAGUAUGCUUGGGAACGCCUCGUCAAGGCUCUCUUGCACCGUCGACGCGGGCGAAGAUCACUUUUCAUCGAAGCGUGUCACCCGACACUCUGGUAGGCUUAGAGGAAUUCAGCCAUGUCUGGAUCUUGUUCGUCUUCCAUCAAAAUACAAACGGGAAAAACGCUCGAGCACACGAGGGACUUCGGUCAGAUAGUCAUCGCCACACAUUCCGGGCCAAAAUAUCUCCACCAAUGCUGAAAGAACGAGUCGGCAUCUUUUGUACUCGCUCACCCCAUCGCCCCAAUCCUAUCGGUAUCACUUUGGCGCAGAUCGAGUACGUCGACAUCCGGAAGCGGACGGUGCAUCUCACUGGUGUCGACUUGCUGGAUGAGACUCCAGUAUUGGACAUCAAGCCGUAUAUUUCAGCGUAUGACAGCCUUCCUGAUGCACGAGCAGCAGGCUGGGUGUCCACUCCACAGCCAUCAAUCAAAACUGAGUGGGACUCCAGCGCGCUGAAGUCGACAAUCUACAAGCUCUCGGAAAAGUCUGUGCACUAUCGCAAUGCCCCUGAAGAAUUCGUGGCUGCCAUCGAAGAGGUGCUGCAAGUUGACGUUCGUAGCAAGUUCCAAACCCGUCGCUGGACUUCUCCUGACUACAUCAACUACCAAGUCAUCGAUAACGUCCGCGUGCAGUACCGCUUCGCUCUAUCGACUGCUCUCUCUCCUUCCCCUGCAAAUGACGACAGGCGUGCGGAGACCGCGCACAUUCAGAUUUUUGCGGCUGAAGAGGCUUUUUCGGCAAAGUAG
Messenger RNA from Peronospora matthiolae, 1074 nucleotides. Lineage: Eukaryota; Oomycota; Peronosporomycetes; Peronosporales; Peronosporaceae. The record is from the annotation of a GenBank genome assembly.